Halichondria panicea is the source of this 2002-nucleotide messenger RNA. Its product is annotated as protein disulfide-isomerase A4-like. Lineage: Eukaryota; Metazoa; Porifera; Demospongiae; Suberitida; Halichondriidae. The transcript has 7 exons. The coding region runs from base 76 to 1878 and encodes 600 amino acids. Gene Ontology annotation, molecular function: protein disulfide isomerase activity. Gene Ontology annotation, cellular component: endoplasmic reticulum; cell surface. The record is from RefSeq and is a predicted model, not a curated record. Gene Ontology annotation, biological process: response to endoplasmic reticulum stress; protein folding.
AAAGCAUGCUGACGAUCUUUACCAUAAUUUUACAGACAUUUUUGCAGCAAAGGCCAACCAACAGAAAGCAAGUCAAUGGGGAUAUCUCGACUGAUUCCAGCUCUGUGGCUCUUCUCCCUGAUGCUAACAGCCUCCCUCUGUGAGGAGGUAUCCACAGAAGAGGAGGUUGCAGCUGAUGAGGUCGAGGAGAGCACUGAGUUUGUGAUUGAGCUUGGAGAAGAUGAUUUUGACUCCACCAUCGAAAGCCACCCUCUCAUUCUGGUGGAGUUCUAUGCACCCUGGUGUGGUCACUGUAAGAGCCUUGCUCCGGAGUACGAGAGAGCUGCUGAAGUGUUAGCAGGUAUCAACAUUCCCCUGGCCAAGGUGGACGCCACUGCUCACUCUAGUCUGGGCAGUAGGUUCGGAGUGAGCGGCUAUCCUACUCUUAAAGUGUUUCAUGACGGGGUUGCCUAUGACUACGAAGGACCUCGCUCAGCUACAGGCAUAGUGCAGUACAUGCAAAAUGAGAACCGUGCCGACUGGGCCCCACCCCCUGAGCCCGUACUGGUCCUAACAACUGACAACUUUACCGAGACUAUUGACAAUUCCCCCCUAAUCUUGGUGGAGUUUUAUGCCCCCUGGUGUGGACACUGCAAACGUCUCGAACCAGAAUAUAAAAAGGCGGCUGCGGAUCUUCAAUCCAGUGAUAUACCGCUUGCCAAGGUGGAUGCUACAGCUGAGCCUGAGCUAGCUAAGCAGUUCGAAGUGGAGGGAUACCCAAUGCUGUUCAUGUUUAGAGAGGGAGUGAAGUAUCCGUAUGGGGGACCCAGAGAGAGACAAGGAAUUGUGAAGUACAUGCUUGAGCAGAGCAAACCUCCCAGUGCUGAGAUAACCUCAACGAAGGAACUAACAAGUAUUCUUAAAGCGGACAAUCCUCCGGUAGUGUUACUGUGUGCCGAGGAGAUGGUGGAGAGCUACUAUGAGUUGGCUAAUUCUGGGAGGGAGUCAUUUCUGAUCUUCAAGCAUUCAUCUUCUGAGGCUCUCUGUUCUGAUGUUGGUUUGGAACUAGGGACAGCAGGAAUAAUAAUACCAUACUUUUACCGUUCCAAAGAUGAGCCGUGGCUGAUCCCGAUUGACCUCACAGAGGCUGACUUCCCGUCAGUGCUUAAGGCAGCCCGACCGCUGGUGGCCAUUAGGACCAAACCCACCAUAGCUUGGUACUCCGACUACCCUAUCCUGGUCGCUUAUCUGGAAAUUGACACAUCAAAAGAUGGAGUGAAAGAUUUCCAGUUUUGGCGUGAUCGUCUGCUCACGGUAGCUCGGCAGUACCCACAGCUGACGGUUGCUAUGAGCAACGAGAAGGAGUACGAAAAAGAGCUGGCAGAGAUGGGUAUCGCAGACAGGGGAGACGAUGUUUCCAUGGUCAUGUGGGCGGGGCCCAAAGAGAAAUAUUUGAAGAAUGAGGAAGAGGAUUUCAACGACUUUAUUGAGGAUUACUUAGCUGGAGAGUUGAAGCCGUUCAUACGCUCCCAACCUAAACCCAAGAAGGACAAAGGUCCGGUGGUGACUGUGGUGGGCUCCACGUUCCAAGAUAUCGUACUAGACUCCUCCAAACACGUUCUCAUUGAGUUCUACGCCCCAUGGUGUGGUCACUGCAAGAAACUGGAGCCUGAAUACAAGGACCUGGGCAAGAAGUUUAAGAAGAAUAAAGAUGUUGUGAUUGCCAAAUUUGAUGCAACUGCAAACGAUGCUCCGCCUGAUUUCGAGUAUACUGGAUUCCCAACUAUUUUCUUCGUAGGUACUGGCAAUGAGGUGGUCCUGUACGAGGGUGAGAGAGAUACGAAGACAAUGGCCUCCUUUAUUAAGAAGCAGCUCAAGAGUAAGAAAGAUGAACUAUGAGAUUAGAGUGAGACUCUAUAGGCAAACAAACUCUUUGUUGAUUUUUGUAUAAUAUAUGCUUUUAGCCUUACGUAUUUCCUUCUGGUAUCCUAAUAAUUAAUUGUCUUACAACUUGUAAACUUAG